AUGGGCGUAGGCGGUGUUAUUUUGUCUGUUCGCGUCUGCUUCUCCAUCAUCUUUCUCAGUCUCGCUCUGGCGUUAGGACACUGGCCUUGUGGCACCCUCACAGACAGCUGCUUGAGUUCGUCAGAUAGUGAGAUUUAUGGAAAAAUUAGAGCCCUCCUCAUCAGCAGCCUGGCAUUAAAUUGCGUGGCCUUCGUGGUCGGCAUUCUUGGCGCCGUUUUUGGGGAUGCAAUCAGCGGAGGUGGCCAAACACUCUCCGGGAUUGGAGGCAUCCUGGCCUUGGCCGCUGUCGCCUACUAUUACUCCCACCUGGAUGAAAAUUACAGUCCCAUGCUGGCUGUCAUGGGAAUGUGCUACUCCUUGUGA
Molecule: messenger RNA, 363 nt
Organism: Dibothriocephalus latus
Lineage: Eukaryota; Metazoa; Platyhelminthes; Cestoda; Diphyllobothriidea; Diphyllobothriidae
Source: the annotation of a GenBank genome assembly